AUGUGGUUCUUUCGCGCCAAGACCCUUGAAGGCUUCGCCUACCUCACCGUCUGGCUCGUCUUCAUCUUUCUCAUAGCUAUUUCCUGUGUGGCCCUCCUCGCCGAAGCGGUCAGGUCAUCUCCCACUCGCUCAUGGAAGCACAACUACAACGUCUUCGUUCUCGGAGGAGCAUACUUUAUCGUCAUUGUGAUGUCGAUUGCGCUAUGUCUGAAACGACGUAUUUCAAUGUUCAGAAGGAUGCAGAGGAUCUCGAAGGGCCAUAUGGCUAUUGGGAAGCACGACAUACCUGCCCCCGUCCACGAACUUAUUCUGCAACAAUAUGCUCGCACGGCGCUCAUUGCAUAUAAGGCGAUACCUACAGACGUUCAGCAUGAAGGCUGGGGACACCCAAACUCUAAGUAUCCGGAGGUACAUUAUCGACGCGCACUCUUAGACUCGGUCCGAGAACUUGACUCUCUCGCUCGUCUGCUCAUUCCCAGUCAACCUCGGAUGCGUCCUCGUGACCGAAUACUCCAUCAUUUUCGCUUCAUUGCACCUCUCCUUCCGAAGGACCAAGACGGACUCUCUCCGCUGCAAUACUAUGACUCUGCCAUUCAACUGGCUAGGAAUGCGGAAAGGGAACCUACUGAGAGGGAAUAUGAAAUUGGAAUUAGUGCGGCCAGGCAGAUCAAGACUAUACUGGAUGAGGUUACGCAGGAGAUGAUGGAGGGGUCUAACAUCGACCUGACUCUAAAUGGUUAUAGUUGA
Stereum hirsutum FP-91666 SS1 is the source of this 747-nucleotide messenger RNA. RefSeq lists its product as uncharacterized. The transcript is spliced from 6 exons. The record is from RefSeq and is a predicted model, not a curated record. The coding region runs from base 1 to 747 and encodes 248 amino acids. Lineage: Eukaryota; Fungi; Basidiomycota; Agaricomycetes; Russulales; Stereaceae.